Adineta steineri is the source of this 597-nucleotide messenger RNA. The record is from the annotation of a GenBank genome assembly. NCBI's taxonomy places the organism in Eukaryota, Metazoa, Rotifera, Eurotatoria, Adinetida, Adinetidae.
AUGACAACAUUCUCUAUAGCUUCGAUUCUCGGUGAUCAAAAUAAUAAACAUGAAGAAGAAUCUAAUUCCAUCGAAGACCAACAUCAAUUUAUUUUAAAUAAUAGUGUACAACAUCUAUACAAUGUAUUCUGUAAAAAUGCUGCAAUUGCUGCUCGUUUAAAUGAACAACAUCAUCAUAAUAAAACGAAUUUAAUGAGAUCUUUUCCUCUUGAAACCCCUCCACCUUCUUCAAAUGAUUUCUAUUCAUUACAUAAACUGAAUUCAACAUCUUAUCAAAAUUCAGCUAUAUCUUAUUAUGGAAAAUCUCGUCGUCCACGUACGGCAUUUACAUCACAACAAUUACUUGAACUUGAAAAACAAUUUCGAGAAAAUAAAUAUUUAUCAAAACCUAAACGUUUUGAAGUGGCUACAUCACUGAUGUUAAGUGAAACACAAAUUAAAAUAUGGUUUCAAAAUCGUCGAAUGAAAUGGAAACGUAACAAAAAAAUGCCAUUAGCUACAUCCGAAGACUCAUCAACAUCAAUGAUUGUUAAAGGAGAUGAUCCAUCAGAUACGGCAGAUUCACCAUCAUCAUUAGUUACUAUGAGUCCAACUUAA